Messenger RNA from Phytomonas sp. Hart1, 414 nucleotides. NCBI's taxonomy places the organism in Eukaryota, Euglenozoa, Kinetoplastea, Trypanosomatida, Trypanosomatidae. The record is from the annotation of a GenBank genome assembly.
AUGGCUGCGAUGAAGGAUUGCCUCUUUUACGUCGGCCUCCUCAUCCUCGCCCACGCGAUCUACGCCGCGAUGGGGCGGCGGGGUCAGCUCCAGGCCUGGCACCACAGCCGCACGUGGGGCCCUCUCCCGGGCCUGGUUUUUUUCCUCAUCGGGGCAGAGGCGCUUCUCGGGAUGCUCCUGGCGAUGGUUGGGUUUGUUUACCGCAGCCCUCUUAAGGAGGCCCGCUUGGCGGAGCUCACGCAAUAUUAUCGCUACGACCGAAAUAUGCACACGGGGGUGGGGUUCAUCCAUUUCAACCACCGCGGCACCCUCGGUGCGGCGAGAAAGCCCGCGGAGGAUGGCAGGGCUUCCGAGACAAGCCUCCUCGACACCGAGGGCGGCGGGGAAACGGAGCUUGCGAAGAAAAACGAUUAA